Messenger RNA from Panonychus citri (citrus red mite), 3140 nucleotides. RefSeq names its product probable WRKY transcription factor protein 1. The coding region runs from base 475 to 2967 and encodes 830 amino acids. Gene Ontology annotation, cellular component: cytoplasm. The record is from RefSeq and is a predicted model, not a curated record. Lineage: Eukaryota; Metazoa; Arthropoda; Arachnida; Trombidiformes; Tetranychidae. Gene Ontology annotation, biological process: cell surface receptor protein tyrosine kinase signaling pathway. The transcript has 3 exons.
UUUUUUAUUCUUCUCAACUUUUCAUUUACUCGUUACGUUUUUCUGUAUCAUGUUGAUUAACGUUGAAUUAACUGUUAACUGUAGUUAACAAUUUAAAUUGUUCAAUCCGUUAGUUGAAUGUCUUUCCAGUUAAUUGUGAAUGUAUAUUUUUGUUUCCAAAUGAUCAACAAGUCUCUCAAAUAAUAACAAUCAACAUGAUUGUUGAAAAGUUUUUCAAGUUUAUUAUUUAGUAAAUUAAUCCAGUUGAUUAUUAAUCAUUUUCCCUUCCUUCAUUUUUGUUAAUUUUGUUUUGUUGUUUCAUUGUGACAAUUAACUAUUGACAAUCAGUUGCCUUUGUACAGUUUUAUCAUCAGUAUGAAUCAAUUAAUCGGGAUUAAAAUUGAAUCAAUUUGUGUGGAUUAAGUUAAUUAGUGUCUUUUUUUAUUUGGUCAAUUGGCAAAUGUUUUAAUUGUUUCAUCUUAAUUGUUGCUAAUUAUGGAUAAUAAUCAAAUGGAUGAUAUUGUAAUUUCGGGUUAUCUUUAUAUCCCAAGUCAAAGUUUCCUCAAAUUAAAACAGUCUUGGAGUAAAAAAUACUUUGUCCUUUACAAACGGAGUUCGAGUGGUAUUCAACGAUUAGAACUGUUCGAGAAUCAAGAAUCGCAUUUAAAGAAGCCGAAUACACUAAUUAAGAUAAUUGCUCUCAACGAUUGUCACAAGGUUUCAAUUACAACCCACAAACAUCAAUCUAAUGUCUUUGAGAUUAGGACUCGCGAGGCUGUUCAUUUAUUAUCAACGGAAACUUAUCAACAAAUGCAAUCAUGGUUGGACUCGUUACGAUCGGUGGCCUUUGCACCAGAAAAUAACGUGUCCACUUCAACCGCUAGCGAACCCUUGACCUCAACAGUGACGACCGACUCAAUAACAAAGUCACUUACUAGUAAAUCAAUUCCUGGAGCAAUCAAAUUAACUGUAAAUGGUCCAAGUAAAGAGAGGACAUUAACCAAUGGUCAACAAGCACUUAACGAUUUCAUCUCAUCAUCUAUCGUUAUUUCAUCAACUGACCAUCAAGUUGGACAUCAACCUCAACAAGAGGAAAACAUGUUGUAUUCAUCAGUUGAUUCACCUGAUCUAUUUAGUGUUAAAUUAAUUGAAUCUGAAUCAACUAAUCGAUGUAAAUUGCUACCAAUUGACUAUUACCUUUUAUUGACCUCAGUGUCCAUCUCAUUGGCUGAACAGUUAUCCGAUACUCGUCAGGGUAAAAUAUUAUGGACUUGGCCUUAUCGUCACAUCCGUCGUUAUGGUUGUACCAAGGAGGGUUUCACCCUUGAGGCGGGUAGAAAAUGUUUAACCGGAGAGGGUUUAUUUUCAUUUGUUACCACCGAUGGUUCAACAAUAUUCAAAUGUGUCGCAAGUCAUGUGACAAGUUUAAAGACAACAUCUCCCAAUGGUGUAUUUCCAGUUCCUCGGACAUCACCCAACAUUAUUCAGUCAAAAUCUUGCUCAAAUUCAACACCAACAGUUUCAUCUUCAUCUCCUGAUAAUAUGACCAUUGACAGUGGACCAAAAGUUAUCACCACUGUCCCAAUGUCACCUUCAUCUAAUAAUUCAACGAUCACAACAACGUCAUCGACUGGACAUACAAAUGGAUCCAUAAUUUGUACUGCAAGACCAGUAAUCAUUAACAAUGAAGGAUUAACUGGUCCAAAUAAAUUGCAACAAUCAACAAAUCAUCCCAAGUAUCAGUUUAAUCAACGUUCAUCAUCACCUAAACCUCCCUCAUUACCUAAAGUACCUCGUCCUAAUCAACGAGAAUCACCAAUUUCCUCUAAUAAUAGUAAACAAUUAGACAAACUGACCAACAUGGUAACAGUGACCACAACAUCAUCACCAUCAACAAUUAGACAAACAGAAUCUGGUUUAAUAACAAUUUCCAAUAAUAAUAUAAACAUCAAUGGUUAUCCAUCAGCAGUUAAACCACCUCGCCGAGGUCGAGAAUCAAAUGAUCAACAAUUAACACAAAACAAUCAUGAAGAUAAUUCAAUUGAAACAAUCGCAAUUCCAGUAACAAUUGUUGAUCCACUUUACGAAGAUCCAAUAUUUGUCUCUCGUGAAGAACUGUUUGGACUAAAGGUCGAAGAUGAUAAUCAUUAUGAAAUACCAGUGAUUGUUAAUAACAAUCAACCCUCUAAUCAGAACAAUCAAGGUGCCAUUAAUGGAGAUUCAAAUAAUCAAGUAACAAUAAACUCGAUCAAUAAAACCAAUGGAUUAGGGGAAAACAAUCGUAAACAUAACAUGAAACCACAACAACAACAACAACAAUUAACAACAUCGACAUUGACCCUCGCCGAUGGAGGGAAAACCUCACCAUCGGAAAUGACCUCAAUCACCUUGACCAAUGAUAAAUUACCUCGAAUUCAUCCUCAUUCAAUGUCGCGAUUAACCUCAGUAAUUAGAUCGAUGUUCACUGGUAAUUUAGGUAAUAUUGUUAAUCCACGUUCCAAACAAUCAGUUAAACUGGAGAAAUACAAUUCGCAAUCAUCAUCGAGUGAGGGAAGUUAUUGUUCACUCUCAAGUGGCAGUGGCGGUGGUGGUGGACACUCACUGGGUGGGGUGGGCUCAAUUUCCUUGGAAAAGAUGAAACAAGAUUUAUCAUCAUGUUCUUCCGCUUCAUCUGAUUCCAAUGAAUCACCUUAUUCAGAAAUUUGUGAUAUUUCAAUUGAAACUCCUUCUAAUCAUCAUCAUCAAUCAUCAUCUGAUGAUAAUGUUAUCAUGAUGAUGAUGGUUGAACCAAGUAAAUCAUUUCAAUCAGAUGAAGGUAAUUACGUUAAUCUAAUACCACAAGUUAACCAUCAUAAUCAAGAGCCAACAACUAAAUCAACCUCAUCAACCACAACAAUUGUUACAAAUGUUAAUCCUGAUCAUUAUAUUCAAAACGAUGCUGAAUAUGCAUUGAUUAUGAAACGAUCUGUAAGCUGUGGUAAAUUGUGAUUAACUUUUCCUCCCUUAAUUGUUAACUAUUAAUACAAUGUAAUUUCCCUCUAAACUCAACCAUUUACUGUUAAUUUACUCAUUUAGUGUUUAAAAAACAACAACCCUAGUCUUUUUUAAACAACAAUUAAUCAAAUUAAAAGAUUUAAUUUUUUUCAUCUUCUAAUCUCAAU